AUGUCCGAAACUGCUGAUAGAUCUGAUACUGAUAAUAAUGAUAAAUUAACAUUUGAAGAAGAAUUGUAUGACAGUGCUUAUACAUCUGAUUCUGAUGCUGAUAAUGAUACUGGUAAUGAUGCUGAUAACGAUGGUGAAUUGACAAUUAGGCUCUAUUUGGUUGAAGGGAAUUGGAAGGAAAAGAAAGGAAAUGAAAGGAAAAAUAACCUUUCCUAUUCAAUCCUUGAAUCCCGUGAUAAUUGGGAUGUGCUUCUCAACAUUGAUUUCUUUUGUCGGAUGAUUACAAACCCACCUGAAGAACUUUCUCACCUUAAUCAAUUUAAGUAUUUCAAUUGGGCUCUUUCUAGAGAUGAUUUCCAGAUCAAUGAUUCAUUGUUAGAUGGUAUCACCUAUAUUUUAAGAAAAGAUGUUUUAACAACACCAAACCCGUGGCACUGUGAUAAACGAUGGUUGCAUCUCUCAUGGAAUCUUGUCAAAAGCGGUGGUGGUGGUGGCGGUGGCGGAGGCGGCGGUGUUGUUACUAAAUUGCGCAACAAAUUGAUUAAAAACCUCGGUGAGGAGGAAGGCAACAUCCACGGUAUUGUUAGUACUAGAAUCCUCAACAAAUUGAUAAACGCAUUUGGGUAUUAUGGAGAUCACGAAUCUGGAAUUGAGAUACUUAACAAGUUUCCUGAUUUUUACUGCAACCCAGAUUUGAAUACCUAUUCAGGUGUUGUAUAUUGUGCAUGGGGAUGUAAAUCUGAAGACUGGGAAUUAGAAUUUUGCCAGGGAAUUGUCAAGUAUUUACAGGAAAGCAUCAAAAUUGACAAUCGAGUUGAUGAUGAGAGUGUUUGUUAUAUAAUAGACCUGUACUGUAACCUGGAUAAGCCUAAACUGGGUUAUGCAAUUUAUGAAGUUGCUAAACAGAAAAUUUCUACAAAGUGUUUACAUGAAUUGAUACAUUGUCUUUCAAAACACGAUGAAACUUUAUGCUUAGCUGAGAGUAUUGCAGUUGAUUUAUUAAGCUGUGAAGCUCGUAAAAACGCAACUUCUGCAUUUUCAUCUGUGAUUCUGGGUUUGUGUAGAAAAGGCGACAUAGAAAGAGCAAGGGGAAUUGUCAUACGAAUGUUAUUGUCAGACCCGUUUCCUGAGUUUAAAGCCUUUUACCAUGUCAUCAAAUGUUUAUGUGCAUCUGGAAAUAUGGAGGAUGCAUUGUCCCUGUUAAAACAUAAGGAGAGACUGAGUGGGGGAGUUAAGCCCGAAGCUUAUGGUGUUAUAAUUAAGGGUUAUGGUAGGAUGGAACAAGCUAAUCAAAUGGCUAAAACAAACAUUGUUCAGGAUGUGGAUGUGGAUGUUGAGAAGAUUAACUCACAUGUGAGUGUUGAGAAGAUUGAUCCGUUACAGAAUUUAUUUAGCAGUUAG
Messenger RNA from Spinacia oleracea (spinach), 1401 nucleotides. RefSeq names its product pentatricopeptide repeat-containing protein At1g62930, chloroplastic-like. Gene Ontology annotation, molecular function: protein binding; mRNA binding. The transcript is spliced from 2 exons. NCBI's taxonomy places the organism in Eukaryota, Viridiplantae, Streptophyta, Magnoliopsida, Caryophyllales, Amaranthaceae. The record is from RefSeq and is a predicted model, not a curated record. Bases 1 to 1401 code for a protein of 466 amino acids.